Megalops cyprinoides (Indo-Pacific tarpon) is the source of this 1997-nucleotide messenger RNA. RefSeq names its product calpastatin-like. The transcript has 16 exons. Gene Ontology annotation, molecular function: calcium-dependent cysteine-type endopeptidase inhibitor activity. Gene Ontology annotation, cellular component: cytoplasm. The coding region runs from base 287 to 1468 and encodes 393 amino acids. Lineage: Eukaryota; Metazoa; Chordata; Actinopteri; Elopiformes; Megalopidae. The record is from RefSeq and is a predicted model, not a curated record.
AACGAAGCGGGCAGUGUUGACCCGCUCCUUGUUAAUCAGCAAGCGGUUGCCCACGGGGGACAUGAGCGCACGCCCCCCGAUUCCUUGUACAGAUCCCCGUACCCCCGCCCCCAACAGGUUUUGGAAGCAGGGAAAAAAGUACCGAGCGCCUUAAAUAGAACCAUAUUGUCAGAGAAACCUGUAACAUCUGGUUAUAAGGGCCAGGGUACUCCACCGCAUCUCCCCUUUCACCCGCGAGCAGCCUUGAGAGACUAGUCGUCCUAGCCGAUCUCUUUCCAGCCCAGCGAUGCCCAGGAGGGGACGAAAGCACACCCGCCAGAGGAAGAGGCAGGCGCAGAAGAAGGCCGCUGCGGCCCAAGCUGCAGCAGCUGCCCAGGCUGCCCAGGGAGGCACCCCUGCAGCGCCCCCUGCUGUGGCUCCGGUGCAAAACGGCAGCCCCGCCCCAGCGACUGUGACUCCCCUUGUUCCGGUGAAGGUAGAAGACACCAAGAGUUCAACUGCUGUCACAACGAAGCAUGUGGCUGACCCCCUGGAGGCUCUAGCCAACAGUCUGACCCCCUCAGAACCCCCCGUUUCUUCACACUCAAAUUUCACCGGCAGCAUGAUCCAGGAGCAUAGUUUCACUGCAAAGAAAGCCAUGUUGUGUGGGGAGAGAGACAGCACCCUUCCUCCAGGAUACAGGUUUGAAAAGAUGAACAAGAAUGUCCCCGAUGGAAAAGUGGAAGAGAAGCCAGAGGAGGUUCCCACGGAGCCCCUUAGCACUGACAGUGCUCUGGACUCUCUCUCUGCUGGAUUCACCAGCUCCACUGCUCCCUGCACCCAGGCCACACUGAGCUCUGCCUAUCCACCAGCAGAUAAGAAGACCAGGAUGGAGGAGGAGGCCUCAGUGCCACUGGAUGCCCUGAGUGCUCUGAGCGACACCCUAGGAGCCCCAGAACCAGAGCCCGAACCCCCCAAGAUCCGCCCUGAAGAUAUCGUCACGGAGGGUGGACUGACAUCUGAGGAGGGGGUGCGAGUGGGCGAGAGAGAGGAUACCCUGCCACCAGAGUACAGAUUCACAGAGGAGAAUGGGACAGACCUGCCCCCACCUAAAGAGGACGAGCCUCCCAUGGACCCUGCAGCAGCCCUGGAUGCCCUGUCUGGAGAUUUCUCAUCCCCUGCUGUUGUUCACACCUCUGUCAUCACACCAACAGCGCCCGCUAACCAGCCCCCCAUGGAAGCUCUCGGCAUGCUGUCUGGGGAUUUUGACGCCCCUGCAGUCGUGCCCGAUGUCCAGACUGCCAUUGAGCCGGCCCUCCUCGUCGAAGAUAUAGUCGGGGAUGAGAACGAGACAGAUGUUAAACUCAAGAAGACGGCCAUGGAUGACACCUCUGCCUACGAAGCUGUGUCCUGUGAUUUUGGCUCGGCUGCUGUCCCAGUGAAGGCCUUGGGGGAAGAUGCAUCAGACAUGGUCCCUGCUCAAAGCUAAAUUGUAGAGGUGACUUGAUUCAUGUCUCUCACUGGGUGACCAGAGUUCCAGGGAGCUGAGCAGAUAAACGGUUUUCUUUUAAAUGGCGGGAAAGGACACAUAUUGAAGAUUGAAAAAAACAAACAAACAAACACACACACCAACUUUGUGCCUUUGUAACAUAUCCCACACCAAAACGUCAUGUAUGCUGGCAAUGAUUUAUGCAUUUAAGUGUUUGAUAUGUACUUUAUGUGAAAGGAUACAAUUCUUGUAUUUUUUAGUUCAUAUUUCAACAUGUGUUCUAUGAGGGAAGAGUGUACCGUGCUUUUUUUCCCAAUUCCUCUGCUUUCUUUCUAGUCUUCUAGUUCUGACUUAACCCCCUGAUACGCUAUAUGAAGGGAGAUGGCAGUAAUAAUAAUAUCUACUGAGGACUGUAGCAGCAGCGCUUCAGAGCAAUCAGCAUGACCCGAAACAUGGGAUGUCGGUGCCCAGCACAAAAGCACAGAUGAAUGUUAAACAGUUCCAUGACAAACUAACAUUUAGUACAAAA